This is a messenger RNA of Megalobrama amblycephala (Wuchang bream), 1305 nucleotides long. Its product is annotated as meprin A subunit beta-like. Gene Ontology annotation, cellular component: membrane. Lineage: Eukaryota; Metazoa; Chordata; Actinopteri; Cypriniformes; Xenocyprididae. Gene Ontology annotation, molecular function: zinc ion binding; metalloendopeptidase activity. Gene Ontology annotation, biological process: proteolysis. The record is from RefSeq and is a predicted model, not a curated record.
UACAAACCCAUGAGUCGGGUGGAGCCUCGAGUCCACUAGGUUGCACAGGGCCUCACAGCAUGCUCGUGACGGCCCUGUUAUAUGGUGUGCAAAUAAACCUCAAAUUUAUCAUAUCUUAUUUAUCAUAUCUUAUGUUUAUGUCUGCAUGGUUACCAUCAGUGUAAUCAUAUCCUAUCAGCUGCAGGCUCUUAUCAUUGCAGACUAACUCUUAUUGUUCUAUAAAUUGGUAAAUAAACAUAUACACUGAUGGUUAGAAGAGAAGAGCUCAGUAAAGAGAUCUCAUGGCUUCUCUUCAUACAUUUCUCAUUCUGUCCAUAUGUGCCACGGCUCUGUGUUUGCCAACAUCUUCACUGUCAGGCAAAACGGAGAUCUAUGUAGAUAAUGGAAAUGACAAGGCUAUAUUUGAAAUAAAUGAAGAGGCAGGACUUAACCUGGUGGAAGGAGACAUUCUGAUAGAGGAGGGAAAAGGCAGAAACACUAUUCUGGGUGAACGGUAUCUCUGGCCUACCACUGUGCCGUACUUCCUCGACAGCAGCCUUGAAAUCAAUGCCAAAGGUGUGAUACUGAAAGCAUUUGAGCAAUUCAGACUCAAGACUUGUAUUGACUUCAAACCCUGGAGUGGAGAGCCAAACUACAUUUCUGUGUUUAAAGGCAGCGGAUGUUACUCAAUGGUGGGGAACCGACAGAUGGGGAAACAGGAGUUGUCAAUUGGUGAAAACUGUGACCAUUUAGGAAUAGUGGAGCAUGAGUUUCUGCAUGCGUUGGGUUUCUGGCACGAGCAGUCCAGAUCUGACAGAGACGACUACGUCACCAUAGUGUGGGACCAGAUUGAAGAGGGUAAAGAGCGAAUCUUCGAUUUAAAUGAUGAAACAGUUUCAAGCUCUCUCGUGUGCCUUAUGAUUAUGUUUCUCAUGCACUACGGUAAGAUGGCCUUCAACAAAGGCAACAAGCCAACCAUCGUUACCAAGAUACCAGAAUUCUUGGAUGUGAUUGGUCAAAGCAUGGAGUUUAGUGACAGUGACCUGCUCAAGCUAAACAGGCUAUACAACUGUACUAGAACCUCAACUUUUCUGGACUCUUGCCACUUUGAGGGACCGAAUAUCUGUGGUAUGAUCCAGGGAGAUGGUGGAAAUGCCAAGUGGGCUCGUGUACAAACUGUAGAGGGCGGUCCAAAGACGGACUACACCACUCUGGGUCAAUGUCAAGGUAUAUGAACACCCAUAAACACAAAAGCAGGAUUCAACCCAACAACUGCCUGCACUUUUUUUUUGGAGCCACAUAACUGUUGCUGAUGAAACUUCGUGC